Acanthamoeba castellanii str. Neff is the source of this 1872-nucleotide messenger RNA. Its product is annotated as Fbox domain containing protein. The record is from RefSeq and is a predicted model, not a curated record. Gene Ontology annotation, molecular function: protein binding. NCBI's taxonomy places the organism in Eukaryota, Discosea, Longamoebia, Acanthamoebidae. Bases 1 to 1872 code for a protein of 623 amino acids. The transcript has 8 exons.
AUGGACCUGUACACGUUGAUGGAAAAGGAGGACCGGCGGCACAACCGUGGGGCGUGCCCGGUGUGCAACGUGGAGCUGGCGUUGGCUGAUAUCGAGGGCCACGUCAACCGGUGCCUCGACCUCGCUCUCCAGUCCGACGACGAGCAGCUCGCCAAGUCCCUCGCCCGCAGCGGCUACCACCCCCUCGCCACCGCCUCGUCCCCUGCUGCAGGAGCUGGCGUGGGUCCGCACGCGGGCGCGGGCCGGCUGCCGCCCAAGCAGGGCACCUUUAGCGCCGAGGACCACGCCUAUGCGACCCUUCUCCUCCAGGAGAUGGAUGCGGACGACGACGACGGCCAGUCGCAGGACUUCACGGAGGUGCCGCUGAGCGACAGCGCCGAGAAGAGAAUGGCGGUGCACAUGACGAAGCCCGGCGGACUGGCCCUCGACAUGGCCGCCCUCCGGCGCAGCCAGAACGCCGAGCAGGCCGCCAAGGCCGGCGCGCCCACUGCUGGCCAGCCCGGCAACCCCAGCGCCAGGGCACACGACAAGCAACCCAAGGACAAGGGCAAGCAGCGACUGCUGGUCGACGACGACAACGACGACAACCAUGACGUUGCUGUUCAUCGCGGAAGCAACGGCAAGAUUGAUGACGAUGGCGACGACAGCGACGACAGCGACGACACGGUGUUCAAGGUGAGGCUUGACACGAUGAGCAAGGGCCAGCUCAAGAAGCUGUGCCUGAAGCAGCACCGCAAGAUCGAGCGAAUGCGGUUCCUCAUCCAGACGCUGGAGAAGGACCUCAAGAACGUGCGGGUGAGCAACGCGCUGGACGACGACUGGCAGCGCGAGACGCGCGACGAGUGGGAGUCGGAGCUCGCGCACCAGAAGCAGGAGGCCGGUGCGCGCGAGGCCGAGCGGAGGCGGAAAGCCAUUGAAGACGCCCAAGAAGCCAAGGCCAUCGCCGACGCCCUGGAAGCCGUCAAGAAACAAGAAGAGGCGGAUAGGGAAGCAGCGGCGGCUGCGGCUGCUCAGGAACCGGAGCCGGAGCCGGUGCCGCUGGAGGAGCCCAUGGCCGGCAAUGAGGAGUGGGAUCCGGCCAGCGUGGAGGGCAACGGCCUGUUCGACCUGCCCCGGGAGGUCAUGCUCACCGUCUUUGCGCGACUCGCCGCCCGGGACCUGGCCAGCCUCUCCCAAACCUGCAAGAUGCUCAUCGAGCCGGCCCAGGAUCCGCUGUUGUGGAGGCUUCUGUUUGUGAGAUGGAUCCGCACGGCGAACGCGAAGCGGUGGGGACACGUCGAUGAAGCCGCGAUUCUGCAGCGCUUCGGUCCUCCUCCUCCUCCCCUGAUCGAUGCGACAAGCGAGAGCGCGACGAGCGAAAGCGGAGGGGCGACCAGCGGCGAACGCUACGUCAAGUGGCGGUACGCGACCAUUGCGGGCAACGGCGAGAAGUGGAUGUGGGAUCGUUUCCAGAAUACGCUGUCGGGCUUCAGCUUCUGCACGCGCACCCAGCAGAAGUGGAAGUUUGAGGGCUCGCGUUUGAGAGUGGUGACGGGUCUCUUCAACUACCCGGUACUCGAGUGGAGCGGCUCGACGCUCCGCAUCCAAUUCAGGCCCCAGAAGGCGUUCCAGUGUCGAGCGGGCGUCGGCAUCCGCGACUCCUUCUGGAACCAGGAUCUCUGGCGCUUCGCUCGGACUGGGCAAGACCAACAACAGGAGCAGCAGGAGGCAGAAGCAGCGGAGCCGGAGGUGGAGAACGAGAACGAAUCGUACAUGGCGAUGCGCAUCGCCAUGGGCGGGCCGACCUCCCUCCGCGCGCCCUACAAGGUGCAGGGCGACGUACCCUUGGCCAUCGUGGCCCUCGUGCUCCUCCAGGUCACCGGCCACCUCUGA